Messenger RNA from Lingula anatina, 1080 nucleotides. RefSeq lists its product as uncharacterized. NCBI's taxonomy places the organism in Eukaryota, Metazoa, Brachiopoda, Lingulata, Lingulida, Lingulidae. Gene Ontology annotation, molecular function: tumor necrosis factor receptor binding. The record is from RefSeq and is a predicted model, not a curated record. Gene Ontology annotation, biological process: immune response. Gene Ontology annotation, cellular component: membrane.
UUUUGGGUUUAAAAACGAAACCAAAGCUCCCGCUGGACAUGCGCACAAGUUGCUUUUCUUGGAUAUCUUGGGGAACCACAUGACAAAGUUCCAGGUACGGGGUUAUUUAUAUAGUGACAUCGAGCACACGCUUUGUGGCGUGUCAUAAUAAUAACAACCGUCGCGAGCCAGGGCAGUUAAACCUGUGGCCUAGAGCGAGCUACAGUUCAGGCGUGCAGUAAAAACCCCGGGGUGGACGUAUUUCUACUGUAGCGCCCCAGGGUCCGAUGCGCUGCGCAUCUGGCGGUGGUGAAAGGAGCGGGAAAACGGCUCACUUGGUCGACUCUUUAUUUUUUCUUAAACGGAUCUGUCGAGGGGAAAAUCGUCACCUCGGCCUGAAAAAUGCCUCCCUGAUAUACUUCGAGACGCACUUCUAAGAUGUCUCAUCCUGCGAUCGACAACCAUAGCAACGGAAUCUUAAUCUAUCUGACCACUGACAGCGGUCAAGUGCCCGGGGUCUCCACGAGAAUCAGAGAAAACGAAAGUGACCAAGCGUCAUAUUCCCGACAACGUAGCAGUGACAGCGGCGUUAGUCAACUGAGCACUGGCGGUGAAUCCGUCCGCUCCGUGACCCCGAUCGCUGCACCAGGAAGAGAAAAUAAAAAGAACCCCGAUAAAGACUUAGAAAAAUUGCAAGGAGACGUGAAAAAAUUGAGACUGUGUAUCAGGAAAUUGGUCAUAGUGUUUGUGGUUAUAACCUGCCUACUUAUUAGCGCGGUGGUUGCUGUAGGGGUGCAUUCCUUUCAUCCCUACGUCAACACGGCAGAGCACAGCGUCAACGCCGAGCAAGCUGGCGUAGCAGACGACACCCUUUCCUCGCUCUGCAUACCAUGCGCUGACCUCUCCCAAGACGUAUCGGUCGAAGAACUUAGAAUGGAAAAGAACCCCGACCUCUGCUGCGCCCGAAACCAGACGCAGUUUCAUAAACUCCUGCAAUGGUAUGUGGAUGUGAAAAUACAACAAGCUGAAGAAGGUGAGGGGACCACUAGUGCGUUAAAAACCAACUUCGGAGCUGGUUUUAACGCAAAAUGUUUGAGUUAA